Messenger RNA from Linum tenue, 964 nucleotides. Lineage: Eukaryota; Viridiplantae; Streptophyta; Magnoliopsida; Malpighiales; Linaceae. The record is from the annotation of a GenBank genome assembly.
GAAGUUGCAUCACCGCAAAAUGCCUUCAGGCGAUUCAAAUCGGCAAGAUGGAGACGCCGGACGGCGAUCACCUUCUCCUUCGUUCUCCGAGAAUUGGAAGGAGCGUAUAUUAAUCCCCACAGUUCUGGCAGGAGCUGGUGGCGGAGGAUUCGGGUUGGUAUCUAAGCAACGGACAGUGCAAGGGUUCCCUCACGUUUCUGCUGCUUACGCUGCUAAUUUCGCCAUCGUCACUGGUUGCUACUGCGGUGCAAGGGAGUUCGUAAGAGUAACACGUAAAUCAGACCCUGAUGAUCUGCUGAACUCUGCCAUUGCUGGUUUCAGUACUGGUGCUCUUCUUGGACGUUUUCAAGCUGGCCAACUCGGCGCUAUUCGCUACUCUUUCAUCUUCGCUGUCGCGGGGACCUCAGUUGAUUUCGCUACCAUAAAACUCAGACCGAAACUAAAGAGUCUAAAAGAAUCCAUAUUUGGCAGCGAGGAAAACAAAGAUGGUGGGUGGAAGUUACCUGAGUGGUUUCCCAUACAAGUGCUCGACGAGGAAGCCCUGGCUAAGAAAGAAGCUAGAGAGAAACAACUUCACGCACAAAGAGCAGCUCUUGCAAAACUAACGAAAGGAGAGUCUUAAAAAAGCAAGAACCCUUUUUCGUAAUUUUGUCGGAGUCCCAGUUGUUUACUUGUUUUAGCUGCCUGGCUUUCACUGCAACUGUAACUCAGCAAGCUGUGAGUUCUCUUAUUGUACAAAAGAAGUUGCAAGCCAUAAUAGAUUAUUCGACUUCACUAUACUGGCAUACGAUACUUCCAGCAAGAGUGGAAUGUAUCGAGUUUUUUGCUGGGCUCGUGGUUCGACUUCUAUGAUGGAUUCACAAGUAUCUAAUGUGUUACUAAAGGUAAAUUCGAGACAUGGAGUAGUUUGGAUUCCGAUAUAGAUAAAGUAAAGUCACUAUCAGGAGUAAGUUUUUGUUCUGAU